This is a messenger RNA of Hansenula anomala, 1428 nucleotides long. It is a transcript of the gene RKM4, whose product is annotated as ribosomal lysine N-methyltransferase. Gene Ontology annotation, cellular component: nucleus. Bases 1 to 1428 code for a protein of 475 amino acids. Lineage: Eukaryota; Fungi; Ascomycota; Saccharomycetes; Phaffomycetales; Wickerhamomycetaceae. The record is from RefSeq and is a predicted model, not a curated record. Gene Ontology annotation, biological process: peptidyl-lysine monomethylation. The transcript has a single exon. Gene Ontology annotation, molecular function: protein binding; protein-lysine N-methyltransferase activity.
AUGGAUUAUACAGCUGUGACUCACGAUUUCGAGCACUGGCUGCUGAACUCAGGGGUCCAGGUUUCCCCAAAGAUCAAGAUCGAAGACCUAAGGCACCUAUCUCAAGGUCGAGGUUUAAUAGCGACUCAAGAUAUAGAGGAAGAUGAAGUAUUGUUUUCUAUCCCAAGAAAUGUGUUGCUUAACAUAGAGACUGGUACUUUGAGUGGGAUAAACAACAAUAGAGAGAAACUUUUAACUAAAUAUGAUCAUUGGGAAGGUCUCAUAUUAACAAUCUUGUACGAAUUAUCAUUAGGUGAACAAAGUAAAUGGACUCCAUAUUUCAAAAUAUUACCUGAAGAGUUCCAUAGUUUGAUGUUUUGGAAUGAAGAAGAACUAAACAUGCUAAAUCCUUCACUUGUAUUGAAAAGAGUUGGUAAGGAUAAAGCUGAAGAAACUUUUAAUAAAUUAAUACCUAAUGCUCUAAUAGAUCUUGAUAUUGGUCAUUUAAACAUUUCGUUAGAUUUAUUUCAUAGAGUUGCUAGUACUAUCUUAUCAUAUUCAUUUGAUGUUGAAAGACCGGAUUUCAAUGAAGAUUUAGAAGAUGAUGAACAGGUUCAAUAUGAUGGUUAUUACAAAUCAAUGGUUGCAUUAGCUGAUUUAUUAAACGCUGAUACAAACUUGGCAAAUGCUAAUCUUUUUUAUGAAACUGAUGUGCUUGUUAUGAAAUCGGUCAAGAAAAUCUUGACAAAUGACCAAAUAUACAAUACUUAUGGGGAUCAUCCAAAUAGUGAGUUAUUAAGGAGAUAUGGUUAUGUUGAAUGGAAUGGUUCAAAAUUCGAUUUUGGUGAAUUACCAUUAUCUACCAUAAAGCAAACUUUAAAUGUCCAUUCAGAUUUACCAAUGGAAUUUAUUGAAAGAGUAUUAGAUUUAAUUUCUCAAGCUGAUGUUGAUGAAAUUGAAGAAGAUAUUGUCUUGGACUCUUAUGAUGCUUAUAAUGAUGGUGAAGUUUUACCAGAAUCUCAAAUUUUAAUUCAAGUGUUGACCACUAUUGUACAAAUUAACCAAUCAGAAAAUUUACAAAAAUUAUCGAAUGAAUUACUGCUCAAGAAUAUCAAUAGAAUUUUGAAAAAAUGUUAUCAAUUGAUUGAAACAGGCUCAAUGACUAAAAAUGCAGUUUUAACAUGGGAACAAUGUAUAAUAACCAGACUAGAAGAUUAUCCAAGCCAUGCAUUCCGUGAUUUCUUAAUCCCUCCACCAGCUGAAAGAUUACAUAAAUUGAAAAUGAGUGAAUGUAUUUUAAAAUCUGAAGUUUCCUCUUUACAAACUUGUUUGAAAUCAUUUUCAUCAAAUUUUAAACUCAUAGAUGAUGAUAAGUUGGUUAGAAAUAUAUUGAAAAGAAAAUCUAAUGACCAGGCAAAUCAAAAAAAUACAAAAAGACAAAAAAUAUAA